AUGCAGUGCAUAGAGGAUAUCAGCGAAGAGGUCUGGCAAGACUGCAUCACCCUUUUCCUACAGACUGGGAUGUGCUGUGAUGCAGCGAUUAUCACCAAUUCCCCACCCUGGUUGUUAGCUUCUUAUCCUGAAGGUAACUUCUUCCAGUUGACCCAGGAAGAAAUUCAGAUCUUGCUGGCAAGAGAAGAAAGAGAGAAGUUAUUUCUGCAGGGAAUUACCCUUGCAGGAACAAAAUGCUUGUUGAUUCGGGACAACCUGUACACUGAAGGCAACAACACCAUGGACCUCCGCACCAAAGGCCAGAGUCGGGGCAGCCAGGCAGUGACAGUAGUUCAGAUUGAGUCUGUAUACCUUGUGGUGAUGGGACAAAAAGGAACAGAAGGAGGGCCUCUCAACCUCAAGGCUUUUCAGAUGGGAGGUUACAUUAGAGAGGCCAUUCAUCAACAUAUGGCCCGUUUCUAA
Messenger RNA from Equus quagga, 462 nucleotides. Its product is annotated as profilin-2-like. Gene Ontology annotation, molecular function: actin binding. Gene Ontology annotation, cellular component: cytoplasm. Bases 1 to 462 code for a protein of 153 amino acids. NCBI's taxonomy places the organism in Eukaryota, Metazoa, Chordata, Mammalia, Perissodactyla, Equidae. The record is from RefSeq and is a predicted model, not a curated record. Gene Ontology annotation, biological process: actin cytoskeleton organization; regulation of actin filament polymerization; positive regulation of actin filament bundle assembly. The transcript has a single exon.